AUGACGAAACCUUCCGCCAAAGACUUAUCGCACCAUUUGAGUGUCGAGGCCAAGUCCAGAAAAAACUCCCCCUUGAAAGGAGCCUUCAAGUACUACAACAAGCCUGGAAUCACAUUCUUGGGCGGUGGUCUUCCACUCUCCGAUUACUUCCCAUUUGACAAGAUCUCCGCUGAUUGUCCCUCUGCGCCAUUCGCAAACGGAAUUGGUGCUCAAAUCACCAAAGAUGAUAAGACCGUGGUGGAAGUGUAUAAGGAUGCAGCCAAGAAUGACCCUGCAAACCACGAUGUGAACUUGGCUAAAUCAUUACAGUAUGGAUUCACCGAAGGCCACACCGAGCUCAUGGACUUCGUCAAGAAGCACACUGAUACCAUCCACAAGAUUCCCUAUGAGGACUGGACCGCAAUUGCCUCUAUUGGAAACACACAGUCGUGGGAUGCAUGUUUGAGAACCUUUGUCACGAGAGGCGAUGCCAUUUUGGUCGAGGAGUUCAGUUUCUCAUCUGCCUUGGAGACGGCUCAUGCUCAAGGUGUCACCACAUACCCUGUUCAAAUGGACGGCGAGGGUGUGAUUCCAGAGGCAUUGAGCGAGGUCUUGGACAACUGGGUGGGACCUAAGCCCAAGUUGUUCUACACCAUCUGCACUGGCCAAAACCCAACGGGAUCAUGCGUCAGUGAAGAAAGAAGAAGAGCCAUCUACCAAUUGGCCCAGAAGCACGACUUCAUCAUUGUGGAGGACGAGCCAUACUACUUCUUGCAAAUGGAAACAUACACCAGAGACGAGAAGGAGAGACAAGGCAAACACGUGCAUAGCCACGAGGAGUUUGUCAAGGCCUUGGUUCCCUCUUACCUUUCCAUGGAUGUGGACGGUAGAGUCCUUAGACUUGACUCUGUGUCCAAGACAAUCGCGCCAGGAUCCAGAUUCGGCUGGAUCGUUGGCCAGGAGAAGUUGCUUGAACGUUUUGUCAGACUUCAUGAGGUCAGUAUCCAGUGUCCUUCUGGUUUCGCCCAAUCUACCUUGAACGGUCUCUUCCAGAGAUGGGGUCAAGCUGGCUACUUGGACUGGUUGAUUGGUUUGAGAGCUGAAUACACCCAUAAGAGAGAUGUUGCGAUCGACUCUUUGUAUGCUCAUUUCCCUCUCGAAGUCUGCACGGUCUUGCCACCUGUUGCCGGUAUGUUCUUCAUUGUCCAAAUUGACGCCUCAAAGCAUCCUAAGUUCAAAGAGCUCGGCGAAGACCCAUUGAAAGUUGAGGAUGCCAUCUAUAACCGUGGAUUGGAGUUUGGCUGUCUCAUGAUUCCAGGCUCGUGGUUCAAGGUCGAUGGCCAGACCACUCCUCCUCAACCUCAGAUCCCAGUCGAUGAGACUCAUAAGCAUACCAUCUUCUUCAGAGGAACAUAUGCUGCCGUGCCAUUGGAUGAUUUGCAGAGAGGAUUGGAGAAGUUUGGUCAAGCUGUGAAGGCCGAGUUUGGCUUGUGA
This is a messenger RNA of Australozyma saopauloensis, 1473 nucleotides long. RefSeq names its product bifunctional 2-aminoadipate transaminase/aromatic-amino-acid:2-oxoglutarate transaminase (gene ARO8). Gene Ontology annotation, molecular function: aromatic-amino-acid:2-oxoglutarate transaminase activity; pyridoxal phosphate binding; L-2-aminoadipate:2-oxoglutarate transaminase activity. Gene Ontology annotation, biological process: aromatic amino acid catabolic process; L-tyrosine biosynthetic process. The transcript has a single exon. Bases 1 to 1473 code for a protein of 490 amino acids. The record is from RefSeq and is a predicted model, not a curated record. NCBI's taxonomy places the organism in Eukaryota, Fungi, Ascomycota, Pichiomycetes, Serinales, Metschnikowiaceae.